This is a messenger RNA of Rosa rugosa (rugosa rose), 1588 nucleotides long. Its product is annotated as aromatic aminotransferase ISS1. The transcript has 10 exons. Gene Ontology annotation, biological process: biosynthetic process. The record is from RefSeq and is a predicted model, not a curated record. Bases 180 to 1364 code for a protein of 394 amino acids. Gene Ontology annotation, molecular function: catalytic activity; pyridoxal phosphate binding. Lineage: Eukaryota; Viridiplantae; Streptophyta; Magnoliopsida; Rosales; Rosaceae.
AAAGGUUUGGCUCUUUUUGUUGUUGGCCUUAUCUUUCUGCAGUUUCAGGAGUAUUUAUAAUACAGAAAAAUUGGGGUUGUUGGGUUGUGGCGUUACCCACUUUGUUAAUCUCUCUUGGAAAGUGUCGAACGUUGGAGAGGUGAAGCUUUGUGGGUGGUAGCUUUCUGUGUAGGUGAGAAAUGGGUUCCCAUCUAAAACUUGCAAAGAGGGCUGUGGAGACUGAUAUGCCGGUCAUGGUUCAGAUACAACAAUUGAUCCGAGGAGCCAAAAAUGCUGUGUCUCUGGCGCAGGGAGUAGUUCAUUGGCAACCACCCAAACAGGCACUGGAUAAGGUGAAAGAACUUGUAUGGGAGCCUUCAAUUAGUCGUUAUGGUGCUGAUGAAGGUAUGCCUGAACUCAGGGAGGCAUUGGUAAAAAAGUUGCAAGAGGAAAACAAGUUAUGCAAAUCUUCGGUUAUGGUUACUGCAGGGGCAAAUCAGGCAUUUGUGAAUCUUGUUCUUACAUUGUGUGAUGCUGGAGACUCUGUUGUCAUGUUUGCACCAUACUACUUCAAUGCCUACAUGUCCUUCCAGAUGACUGGAGUUACUAAUAUACUUGUGGGUCCUGGUCAACCAGAUACACUUUAUCCAGAUGCAGACUGGUUGGAGAAAACACUGUCAGAAACAAAACCAACCCCAAAACUUGUCACAGUUGUUAAUCCUGGCAACCCAUCUGGAACCUACAUUCCAGAACCUCUUCUUAAGAGGAUUUCAGAUAUUUGCAGAGAGGCUGGAUCAUGGCUUGUUGUGGACAAUACAUACGAGUAUUUUAUGUAUGAUGAUUUAAAGCAUUCUUGUGUGGAGGGUAAUCACAUUGUCAACAUCUUUUCCUUCUCAAAAGCUUAUGGGAUGAUGGGAUGGCGAGUUGGCUAUAUAGCAUACCCAUCUGAAGCAGAGGGCUUUGGUACUCAACUCCUCAAAGUUCAAGAUAACAUUCCCAUCUGUGCUUCAAUACUUUCACAACAUCUUGCCCUCUGCUCAUUAGAAGUGGGACCUGAAUGGGUUGUUGAAAGAGUGAAAGGUCUUGUCAAGAACAGAGAAAUUGUUUUAGAAGCGCUCUCCCCACUCGGAAAACAGUCUGUUAAAGGUGGAGAAGGUGCUAUAUACCUGUGGGCCAAGCUUCCAGACAAAUAUGUAGAUGACUUUGAAAUUGUUCGCUGGCUUGCUCACAGGCAUGGGGUGGUGGUGAUUCCUGGAAGCGCAUGUGGGUGCCCUGGAAAUUUGAGAAUCUCCUUUGGUGGCCUGUUAGAGGAUGACUGCAAAGCUGCUGCAGACAGGCUGAGAAGAGGGUUAGAAGAAUUGGUCAAAGAUGGAAUGGUCAAGUAACUUUCAUUUUUACAUUUAUUUCAACUAUACAAAUUUGCAAAAAAAAUUUGCAGCUAGUUUAAAAUAAUUGGGGGGUCUUUAUUCUGUCAGCAAAACAAUUAGGUUAAUUUCGGUGAUGUAUAUCCAAAAAGGCAGUUGCAAGUCCCAAAAUGUGUCUGUUUCUAUUAUUAUAGCCGUUGAAAUACAUGCUUCAGUGUUCAAAUAUAAAUAGUGUUUUAGUUUUC